AUGAAUCUCUACUACGUCAUUCUGUUUUUGGUGUCACCUGAGCUCCGCUCAUGUACAGAAGUCCUUAAAGUCGGUAAUAAAUGGAACAUUGCAAAAGAACUUGAAGCAAUCAAAAGCAAACUAACAGCCACUGUGUAUGCCAGCCUGUUUUUUGAAGAAUACACAGUCAUUCCUAACUAUCAGUUCUAUACCAUGGAGUUUUCUUUGGAUGCA
Opisthorchis viverrini is the source of this 213-nucleotide messenger RNA. RefSeq lists its product as hypothetical. The annotation marks the transcript as partial. The record is from RefSeq and is a predicted model, not a curated record. The transcript is spliced from 2 exons. Lineage: Eukaryota; Metazoa; Platyhelminthes; Trematoda; Opisthorchiida; Opisthorchiidae.